CGUACCUACACGAACAACGCAACAUCGGCGCAAAGUCAGUUCGCCAUGAGUUCCAUGAUCACCACCGCUGCGUGGGUGCCGCGUGGCUACGCAGCACCCUUCCCGCAAAAGUACGACUUUGACGAAGACGAGUUUGAACGAAUCGCAAGCUUGGCCAAGCUCCAGCUCGACGACGCCAACGAGGACCUGGAGGAAGCUCAAAACAAGAACGGCAAAGACGACAGUGACGAUGACAACGACAGCGAAAACGAAGCUAGUGGAGUUGCUUCAGAGGCGAAGUCCGAGUCAAAAGCCGCUGCCGGCUCUGGCGAUGCUGCUGCCAAGGAUGACAAGAUGGAUGACGAGGUGGACAUUGACGACGACGACCUGAAAGAGUACGACCUGGAGCAUUACGACGACGACGAAGAUGAGGCGGAGGGCCGCAGCAUGGACAUGUUCGGCAACAUCAAGUCUCUCACAUACUACGACUCCAACAAGGAGGAUCCAUACAUUACGAUACCCGAUGGAGAGAACGAUGACGACGAGGACCGCGAGGAGCUACAGAUCUUGGCCACCGACAACCUUUUGCUCGCCGCCAAGGUGGAGGACGAGCUGGCCCAUUUGGAAGUGUAUGUUUACGAGGACGAGGCGGACAACCUCUACGUCCACCACGAUAUCAUGCUUCCCGCCAUCCCACUCUGCGUAGAGUGGCUGGACCUUGCGGUUGGCAAGCCCAACGCCGACAAAGACGCCAACGCCAACUUUGUCGCGAUAGGAACUAUGGACCCAGACAUCGAGGUGUGGGACCUGGACACGGUAGACUGCAUGUACCCCAACGCCGUCCUCGGCCAGGGUGGCAACCCGCAAGAGGAGACUCAGAAGAAGAAGAAAAAGAAGAAGUCAAAGAAGGCCAACGACAGCUACCACGUCGACGCCGUGCUGUCCCUCGCAGCGAACCGAAAGCACAGAAACCUGCUCGCCUCGGCGUCAGCCGACAAGACAGUCAAGUUAUGGGACUUGAACACAACGUCUUGCGCAAAGUCCUACACUUACCACACAGACAAGGUCUGCUCGCUCGCGUGGCACGCCGUCGAAUCCACAGUACUUCUCAGCGGCAGCUACGACAGGACAAUAGUCGCCGCGGACAUGCGCGCGCCCGACGCGAAGCCCGCACGGUGGGGAGUCGAGAGCGACGUCGAGAAUGUCCGCUGGGACCCGCACGACCCCAACUUCUUCUACGUCUCGACUGAGAACGGCAUCAUCCACUACCACGACAUCCGCAACGCGCCGGCCAACCCAGCGGCGACGAAGCCGGUGUGGACGCUGCAGGCCCACGACGAGUCUCUUUCCGCAUUCGACAUCAAUGCGCACAUCCCUGGCUUCAUGGCCACGGGCUCGACCGACAAGACCGUCAAGUUGUGGAACAUUCUGCCGUCUGGCCCGCAGAUGGUGGUGUCGCGGAAUCUCGACGUCGGCAAGAUCUUCUCGACGUCUUUCGCACCGGACCCAGAGGUCGCCUUCCGCCUCGCGGUCGCCGGCAGCAAGGGCACCAUGCACGUUUGGGACACAAGCACCAACGGCGGCGUGCGCAAGGCCUUUGCGCACAAGAUUGCCGACAACGGUGGAAGCGGGGAGGAAAUGCGCGAGAGAGUCGUUGGUGUCGCGAGCGAUGCGUCCGACGAUGACGAGGAGAGCGACGGCGGAGAUGGCGCCGAGUCAAUGGACGAAGACGAUUGAGCUAUGCAGCCAGAAAAUGACCGAGCUCGACACGGAAGAGCGAGAUGCUGAGGACGGGAUGAAUGCACCGGACGAGAAGCAAGACAGUCAUGGGUGAUGUUUUACAUGCUUGAGAGGCCCAGGACGUCUUCGAGAAUGGUGAUCGUCUAGGGCCAAAAGGUUUUGAUCUUUCGGGGUCAGUCGACGGAAGCUAGUGUGACUCUCUGUUCAGCCUUGACGCUAGGCGAGCGAGAGCACUUCUUGGAUCGGUUUUCGCGUAAGAUGUUGGCGGUGCACGGGAAAAGGUUUAUUGUGCUCGGCAUAAGCACUGCAACCGGUGAUUGACACAUACGCCGUCGUGCUCCUUUGGCUUUGAUUCACUUUUGGAGUUCAAAUAUUCAUCAGCGGCAUAUAGACGGAUAGCAAUACCACUAUGAAGACGACC
Microdochium trichocladiopsis is the source of this 2140-nucleotide messenger RNA. Its product is annotated as WD40-repeat-containing domain protein. Bases 46 to 1716 code for a protein of 556 amino acids. The record is from RefSeq and is a predicted model, not a curated record. The transcript is spliced from 2 exons. Gene Ontology annotation, molecular function: protein binding. NCBI's taxonomy places the organism in Eukaryota, Fungi, Ascomycota, Sordariomycetes, Xylariales, Microdochiaceae. Gene Ontology annotation, biological process: rRNA processing. Gene Ontology annotation, cellular component: nucleus.